This is a messenger RNA of Centropristis striata (black sea bass), 2139 nucleotides long. Its product is annotated as DENN domain-containing protein 2D-like. The coding region runs from base 182 to 1918 and encodes 578 amino acids. Lineage: Eukaryota; Metazoa; Chordata; Actinopteri; Perciformes; Serranidae. The transcript has 17 exons. The record is from RefSeq and is a predicted model, not a curated record. Gene Ontology annotation, cellular component: nucleoplasm; cytosol.
GCUGUCACUCAUCACAGUCGCUUGUUGUGUUCGCUGCCUGAAAACGCUGAAAGAGGAAACUAAAGACACGUUUUUAUUGGUCGACGAGAGAUUAAAAUCACAGUUAUGACAAAACUGUAACAUUAGAUCUGGAUCCAGUGGAUAAAAUCUGACAUUCCUUCCAUCUGACCUGCAAAGAGACAUGGACAAGACGUCACAGCCAGCAGCACAGGUGAGCUCGGAGCAGCAGCAGCAGCUGUCUCCAAACACCAGAAGGAGCUUCAGCUUCUCAUCGUUCCGUAUUAAAAAAAGGAGCAACAGUAAUGAAGAGGGAGGAUUCUCCCGCCGCAGAGGGCUGCUGUCUUUCUCUUCAGUACGGGAAACAUCCAGGAAAGAGUCGGCCCCAGAAGAAGGAGGAGCUUCUCAGCCGUUCCGUCCUCAGGAUCACCUGAAACACUCAGGUGAGCAGCCUAAAGGUGACAUCAUCUCUGAUGUGGCUGACAAACACGCAGCUGAAGAUGAAGAUGGACAACCAGGAGCCCUGAAGAGGCUCAGCGCCAUGUGGUCCUCCUUCAGGAGGAGACGAGACAGAGUGAAGGACCAGGAGGCAGCAGAACCGGAGGAGCCGGUCCCAGCAGAGAACUCCUCCAGGCAGCACCGCUACGUCAGUGGUCAGUACUUCUUUGAGUAUCUGGUGGUGGUCAGCCUGAAGAAGACCAAGGACGGAUCCACAUACCAGCCCCAGAUCACCUACCAGUUCCCUAAGAGAGACGGGAUGGCCCGGUUCCAGAGGGAGGAGGAGGAGAAGAUCUUCAAGGCCAUCACGCUCUUCUGUUUCCCAGAAGGCAUCAGCUGGGCUCCUCUCACAGAGUACCACAGUGAGACGUUCUCCUUCGUUCUGACGGAGGUCGACGGCAGCAGGAAGAACGGAUACUGCCGGAGGUUACUGCCUGGAGGGAAAGGAGCCCGGCCCCCCGAGGCGUACUGCAUCAUCAGCACGCUGGCCUGUUUCGGCCUCUUCUCCAAGAUAUUUGACGAGGUGGAGAAGCGGCGGCAGAUCUCCAUGGCGAUGAUCUAUCCAUUCAUGCAGAAGCUGCGUGAGUCUCCAUUCCCAGCUCCAGGAAACACCGUGGAGAUUAAGAGCUUCAUUCCUGAGUCGGGCACCGAGAUCAUCAGUCUGACUCGGCCGCUGGAUUCUUGGCUGGAACACGUAAACUUCUCCACGCUGUUUGGCUGCCUGACAGACGAGGAGGUGCUGCUGGUGUUUGCUGCUGCCGUCCUGGAGAGGAGGAUCGUCUUCAUCGCUGAGGAGCUCAGCACGUUGUCUCAGGUGAUCCACGCGGUGGCGGCGCUGCUCUACCCCUUCACCUGGCAGCACACCUUGAUCUCCAUCGUCCCCGAGAUCCUGAUCGACGUGGUGAUGGCGCCCACGCCCUACCUGCUGGGGGUCAAGAAGACCCAGCUGGAGCUGGUCACCGACCAGAGCUUUGAUCUGCUGGUGGUCGAUCUGUCUGAUGAUAAAAAGGAAACCUUCAUUGUUUCAAUUGGGGAUGAAAGCUCGAUUCUGCCCCCGAAACUCCAGAGUGAGAUCCUGGAGGCCCUCAGUGGAAGACAGAAAGCUUCAACGGUGGAGGAGAUAAACCGCGUGGUGUCCGAAGCGUUCCUGCAUUUCUUCGUGAAGACGGUCGGCCAUUACUCGUCCUACGUGAAGCGCGGCCGGGCCGGAGAACCCGGCGUCUUCGAGAAGAGAACGUUCUACAAAGCCAUCGACUCCAAGACGACGCGCCACUUCGUCAAGAAGUUCAUCCAGACGCAGAUGUUUGACCUGUUUAUCCAGGAGGUGGAGCAGCAGCAGCCUGGACCCCAGCAGGGAAUAUUCCACAAAAAGAUCGUUGAAUACCAAGAGAAGAAGAAAAGGGAGAAGAAGAAGAAACACUAGCGGCGGUCGAGGCUCCAGCUGUAAAUAAAGACGUUCAUAGGAAAAGAUGUGAAUGUUUCUCUGUGUUUUAUGUAAUAAUAAUAAUAAUAAGUCUGUAAACAAUGUGUGAAUUACUGUUCGGCUGCGUUGCUGCUACUCUGUCAAACACUGGCAGGACGAGAGAAACUUGUUGCUGGUGAGCAGGAAAAUCAUUUCAAAUAAAGAUUAGUUUUUUAAGUCCA